GCCGGCGCGGCGCGCCCCCGCGCCCCAAGCCCGAGUAAGCCAUUGCCACAAUACACAUUAUACAGCAUUAUCUAGCUAGAAAUUUUUUGCGGUUAAUUAUCGCUCUUGUAUUGCACAAUACACAUUAUACAGCAUUACCUAAAAAUAAAUUUUUGCGGUUAAUCAAUUGCCUGGGCAGAACUAAUCAGCCCUCUCAUUUGUACAGGCCAAAGCACCCAGUGAAGGUCCAUGUCUGGGCAGGCAUUAGCAUGCGUGGAAGAACUGGGAUCCGCAUCUUUGAUGGAAUCAUGAAUGCCGAGUCCUAUGUUACCAUCCUGAGCGAGACUCUCCUGCCAUUCCUGCAUGAAGUCUAUCCUGAUGGACACCGCUCAUGCAGGAUAAUGAUCCCAAACACACCUCUCGACAUGCAGCCCAGUUUUUUGAAUCGGAGGGAGUGAACUGGUGGAAAACCCCACCCGAAAGCCCAGAUCUAAAUCCCAUUGAAAACUUAUGGCACGAGCUGAAAGAAUUUCUACGCUGUGAAAUAAAGCCAACGACAAAGGAUGAACUUGACGUGCCUUCACAUUGUAGGACUAAAUUUAGUAACAUCAGGAAGAAUGAAGUUAGGUUCGGAGAAAGAUAUUUAAAAAAAAGGUCAGGUGACCACAGAGAGCAAGUCUGAGCUAAACUGCAGAGUCCUACGAAGACAGUAAG
Messenger RNA from Geodia barretti, 693 nucleotides. The record is from the annotation of a GenBank genome assembly. NCBI's taxonomy places the organism in Eukaryota, Metazoa, Porifera, Demospongiae, Tetractinellida, Geodiidae.